AUGGCAGCUUUCACCAACAAGAAGGUGCGCAAAGACAACUCUCGCACUCUUUCUUCCCCGGAUUUACCACCACUAUCACUCGAUCGGUUCCCUCCAGAAAUUCGGGAUAUGAUCCUCACCAACAUCGCAGCUUUGCCCAAACACCACUUGGUCGAUAUGAUGAUCACUUCCCAACAAAUGUACCAUCACUUCGGAAAAAUACUUUAUCAUACACUCAGGAUCGAUGAGUUCAAUGCCAAAAGCGUGUUCAAAGGUUUGCUGCUGUAUACAAGACCGGAUGAACAACCUUUAGUCUUCAGGGAUGAAUUCCGUAAAGACAUUGAUUUCGCGACUGCUUCGAAGGAAAUGAUAUCGGCUCAUAUAUACUUCAAAGAUAUCCCUCAAACACUUACUUCCAUCCGCCAUGUUUCUUUCGGCUCGCCCUUGGUCCAGGCCAUGGUCUGGACGAUACCCAAAUACCAAUGUCCUAAUAUGCUGCACUCUACCUUUACCUACAGCCCCGUACAAUUCAGAACGUGA
Kwoniella botswanensis is the source of this 519-nucleotide messenger RNA. RefSeq lists its product as uncharacterized. Bases 1 to 519 code for a protein of 172 amino acids. NCBI's taxonomy places the organism in Eukaryota, Fungi, Basidiomycota, Tremellomycetes, Tremellales, Cryptococcaceae. The transcript is spliced from 3 exons. The record is from RefSeq and is a predicted model, not a curated record.